This is a messenger RNA of Spodoptera litura, 1344 nucleotides long. RefSeq lists its product as uncharacterized. Lineage: Eukaryota; Metazoa; Arthropoda; Insecta; Lepidoptera; Noctuidae. The record is from RefSeq and is a predicted model, not a curated record.
AUGUAUCGAAUGGUAAAAGUAGCAGACAGUGAUACAGAUUUCCAGAGAAUUGUCUGGAGAUUUGAUCCGUCGACUCCUAUACAAUGUUACAAAUUGUUACGUUUAACAUUCGGGACAGCAUGUGCGCCAUAUCUAGCUGUCAAGGUAUUGCACCGACUCGCUGAGUUAGAAGAGAAGAAGUAUCCAUUAGCGGCGAAAAUAACAAAACAAUGUUAUUAUAUGGAUGACUUGUUGGCAGGGUGUGACACGGUAGAUGAGGCAAUUAAAAUUUAUGAGGAAAUGAAUGAAUUGAUGAGGAGUGGGGGGUUUGAGUUACAAAAAUGGAGUAGCAAUAAUUACGAGUUCCUAGAGCAGAUUGGGAAAACUGAGUCGAGUGAUAGUUCAACUGUUAAACUGAAUGAUAUAAUCAAAGUGUUAGGUUUGAGAUGGAAUAGGAAGAAUGAUAAUUUUGAAUACGUAGUAAACUUACCUGAAUCUAAAAAUAUAGUCACUAAAAGACAAGUCUUAUCCGAAGUAGCGAGGUUGUAUGACCCUUUAGGUUGGAUUGCGCCCGUUGUAGUGAAAGCUAAGAUUUUUAUUCAGAAACUAUGGAAAUCUGGUCUUGGAUGGGAUGAGAAUUUGAUGGAUGAAUUACUUAGUGAGUGGCUGAAAUACAGGCAAGAGCUAAUAGAUUUUGAAAAUCUUAAAAUACCUAGGUGGAUAAAUUUCACACAAGAAUGCAAGAGAGAGUUACACGUAUUUUCAGAUUCUUCAAAAUCUGCUUUUGCGGCUGCAGUUUAUAUACGAGUGAUUGAUAGUUCUAAUAGAGUGCAUGUACAUUUACUGUCCGCAAAGACUCGAGUAGCUCCAAUCAUCAAGGAGAUUUCAAUUCCCCGACUUGAACUAAGUGGUGCUACUUUAGCAGCUAAACUUAUAUGUGAAGUAUCACAAGUUUUAGAAGUUCCAAGGGAACAUAUGUAUGGGUGGACCGACUCUACAAUAGUGUUAGCGUGGCUCAAGGGAGGCUCAAGUCGCUGGGCUACAUUCGUUAGCAACAGAGUGUCCACGAUAUUAAAUAUUAUGGAUUACCAUCAAUGGGGUCAUGUCUCAUCAGAGACAAAUCCUGCAGACUGUGCAUCGCGUGGUCUGAAGCCCAGAGAAUUGAGUGAGCAUUCUUUAUGGUGGAGAGGGCCACAUUGGUUAUCAGAACCUACAAUACCCACAGAGAGUAAAUUGAUAGAAGACACACACGAAGAACUACGUAUCCAAUCUUUAUCCGUUGUAGCUGAAGUUAACGAAGAAUUUAUUUGGGAAGACUACUCCUUUAAUGGGUCUGCUACCAGAGGCAAGGUUGAAACCCAGUAA